Messenger RNA from Scomber scombrus (Atlantic mackerel), 3793 nucleotides. It is a transcript of the gene ajuba, whose product is annotated as ajuba LIM protein. The record is from RefSeq and is a predicted model, not a curated record. Bases 1168 to 3378 code for a protein of 736 amino acids. Gene Ontology annotation, biological process: negative regulation of hippo signaling; regulation of DNA-templated transcription; cytoskeleton organization. Lineage: Eukaryota; Metazoa; Chordata; Actinopteri; Scombriformes; Scombridae. The transcript has 8 exons. Gene Ontology annotation, molecular function: transcription corepressor activity. Gene Ontology annotation, cellular component: adherens junction; transcription regulator complex; P-body.
ACAAAGUUGUCGACCGUGCAGUGCACACGGGGAGGGAUUUUAUUUAUCUGGAGCGACUCGUUUAGUGCAGCACCGGGUCUGCAACGGAGCGCAGGUUUCCAGGAUUUCCUCCUCUCUGUCUCCUAAAACUUCUCCGCUACUAAGUUUCACCGAGUCCCGGACAGACACAGAGAGAGAGAGAGAGAGAGAGAGAAAGAGAGAGAGAGAGAAAACGGGAAUGAUAAAAGCAACCGAGCACAGGCGGACGGAGGAGUGUAGAGACUGCAGUGUGUGUGUGUGUAUAUGUGUGUUUUCUGUAGCUUUAAUUGAGUUAAACAUUGUUAUUUUAAGUCUUUUUUUUCCUUCUCCUCUCCGAGCACGUUUCGUCCUGAGAUGAAUGGCAGAAGUCGGGUGAGUCGACUAUCAGAGCUCAAAAGGAUUUAUUUUCUUGUCUACACUGGACCUACAUGAAGUAACGAUAUAAAUAUAAACAUAUAUAACCCGCAUCCUGCUGGACAAAAAAGCUAUUAAUUUAAAAAAAAACAACAACAACAAAGGAUACGCACUGGAUAACCAAGAUAUCAACUUUUUUUUUGUUUUUUUGAAGCACAUUUCAGACACUUAAACUAACAAGAGAAGAUGCAGAUGUGGAGCCACAUGAGGGUCCACAAAGGAGGCCCUCCACGACCAUAGGUCACCGCAGAAGUGUCCUGGAUGUAUGCGUCUCCACUUUCCUGGCUGGGCUGACUUGAACUAUUAGUAAUUGUCUAAUAAUCUCGAUGGAUUCUUCCUCACCACAGCCUACCUGUGCCUGUGGAUUUUCCACAUGAAGGCAAACCAGAUGACUCAGAGGACUUAAGUCAUGUAACCACCCUGAAAUGUCUUAAAGGUCUUUAUUUAUCUGUUUUUUUGUAUUUAUUGUAUGUGUAUAUAUAUAUAAGUGGUCCUUUUUUUUUUUAAAGAAGCUUUGAGCUACUUUCCAGGUCAGUUUUUAAUAUCUUUUGUAGGAUUUGAAAGCUGCCGUAAAGAAAACUGUAGAUUUACUUGAGCAUCUUUGUUCUGCUGUAUAUCUACACACACUGUAAUUGAGCGCACUCAUCUGUAACGUUAAAGGGGGGCAUCACAACAGACCAGAAAGACUUUGAUUAGACGGUUUGAAGAAAAAAAAGACAAGAGUAGAGUUUAAUCAUGGACAGGCCGAUAAGCAAGUUAUUAGAAAAGUUAAAGCUAACAGACUCGGGCAGUGUGAAAUUCAACAGCUCCAAGAAGAAGCACGACACGGCCAACAACUCCAAUAACAGCAACGCCAACGCUGGCAUCUCCGGAGGCAGUGGUGGGGGCAGCAGUCUGGCACCAGCCCCCAGCUCUGCAGCUGCCUCGCCCUCCAGACCCGGCCAGUUCUCGCUUGCCUCUGCAACCACAAGCGAUGCAUGUGUUCCUGCGAGUGGAAGAGGAGGUGGAGGAGGAGGAGGAGGUAGUGGAGGAGGAGGAAUGGGAAUGCCCCCUUCACAGCUCCUUACCUCACCACAGACUUCCUCCACGGGUGGCGUGAUACCGUCAGAUGGGGAGCAACAACUUCAUCCUUCCAACUUGGCACCGUUGAGGCGCCGCUCCCCUCAGCAGCGUGCUUCCUGUUACCUUGGUGAGGGCGUGGACUCCCACCUGAGGCGUGAGUCCGGUUUGGGACCCGAGUGUGACGUUAUGGGGGCGUUUGGCUCCAAGGCGUCCCUGAAUCAGCGGCGCUACUCAUUGGAGCUCCAGCAACUGGUGAGAAGACAGCAACUCCUCUCCCAGCCGCCGCUCUCUGUCCCCCCACCGUACCCCGCCAGCUCCGGCUAUGGCUCGGCUCCCCGGGCCGGCGGCCUGGCGGAGACCGGCUACCUGUCAGAGCCGGAGAGGCACAAGCGUCUCUCUCUCCAGGAGGCUCUGUUCUACAAGCGCCUCAGCACGGGCAGCGAACUGUGGGAGAGCCCGAGGCCGGCGUCCCUCUCUCACCCACCGCACCGUCCAUCUGAUGUGACGGGCGGAGGGGUAGGAGGAGGAGGAGGAGGCUUCUUUUACCCCCCAGGACCAACUCUGAGCCCAUGCUCGUCUUUCAGCCUCCAGGAGUCGGUCCUGGUCAGCCCCAGGUCCAGCUUCGCCUCCAGCACGGCAAGCGGGGGCGGAGGCGGGAGUCCUAUGGGCAGCCGCUGCAGCAGCAACCGGACCAGCGGCAUCAGCCUGGGCUACGACUCCCGCUACUCCGCCUCCGGGGGUCUUCCUCCACAGCAGCAGUCCCCCUCCAUGCAGUCAGGGGGGUCCGCAGCUGGGUACGGCGCUCCAGGAAGGCCCGGGGUGACACCUGUGGAGGCCUGGACUCAGUACCUGGACGGGGGGAUGCGUCCUCCUGCCCAUGACAGCCGACACUCGUACCCCCCUGCUGUAGGGAGUCCGGCGGCUGCGUGCUACCAGGCCGGUCCGGAGUGGUGGGAGGAGCAGCGCGGAGGUGGAAGAGGCAAAGAGGGGGGCGUGAUGGGGGGAGAGAGGGCCAGCUACUCAGACCUGCCCGGGACCCGGUACCAGGAGGAGCUGACUCGACUCCUCCUGAGGGACGCGGCGCUGGAGGGGGACGGGCUCCUGGAGGGUCUGAUGCUGAAGGAGCACUCCAUGGCGCUGACGGCUCUGGCCAAACCGGGCUCCACGGCGCUGGGGCCUUCCACCGCUGGGGGGCCGGGCAAAACUCAGGAGAACCCGGGAGUCGGCGCCGGGAGAGAGGCGGGGGAGAACCGGCAGGAGUUUUUUGGAACCUGUGUGAAGUGUGGGAAAGGUGUGUACGGGGCGGAUAAUGCCUGUCAGGCUCUGGACAGCCUGUAUCACACUCGAUGCUUCACCUGUGUGUCCUGUGGACGCACCCUGAGAAACAAGGACUUCUACAAUGUCAACGGCUCUGUGUACUGUAAAGAGGAUUACAUGUUUUCGGGAUUCCAGGCUGCCGCUGAGAAGUGCAAUGUGUGUGGCCACCUUAUUCUCGAACAGAUCCUGCAAGCUCUCGGGAACUCGUACCAUCCCGGCUGUUUCCGCUGCGUUGUGUGUGGCAAGGCUCUGGAUGGGGUGCCUUUCACCGUGGACCAACACAGCAGCAUCUACUGCGUCGCAGACUAUAACAAGACUUUUGCCCCGAAGUGCGCUGCCUGUUUACAACCCAUCUUACCUACUGAGGGCAGCGAGGAGAUCCUCAGGGUCGUGUCCAUGAACAAGGACUAUCACUUCGAAUGCUACCACUGCGAGGAGUGUGGCAAGCAGCUCUCCGAUAAGGCUGGCUCGCAGUGCUUCCCCCUGGACUCUCAUCUCCUCUGCCACUCCUGUCACAUGACCAGAGCGUGCGCCACACACAACAUUCCCUCUCACAACACACACUGAUCAACCCCCCAAAAAUUAUUAAACGCUGUCAUUAUCUUGUGCUUUUUUUUGGCUUUGUCACUCUUUCUUCAAGACUGCUGAUAUUAAAACAUUUCCACUGAUUCACUUUCAUUUAUUUUUGUCUUCAGUUCCUUUGUCACAUGUACUGCCUGCUGUACUUCUUGUACUAUUACUGUACUCUAGUUAUAAGGGAACGGGAAAGAAACUACUGCUUUUUUUUUUUUGGUUUUAGUUUUUUUUAAUCCCCUUCCUCCUUCCCCCCUUUUACCCUCCCCUAAUGUGGCUACUGUUUGCUGUAGAAGAACAAGGGAUCUCGCUCGACUGUUUUGUAAAUAUUAUUAUUGCUAGCAAACAUUUUGCACUUAAAUUUUUUUUGACUUUUACUGUAAGAGAUUUGUAACGUGAAUCUGUACAA